Messenger RNA from Puccinia graminis f. sp. tritici CRL 75-36-700-3, 4221 nucleotides. RefSeq lists its product as uncharacterized. Gene Ontology annotation, biological process: regulation of DNA-templated transcription. Gene Ontology annotation, cellular component: nucleolus. Gene Ontology annotation, molecular function: rDNA binding; transcription factor binding. The transcript is spliced from 6 exons. NCBI's taxonomy places the organism in Eukaryota, Fungi, Basidiomycota, Pucciniomycetes, Pucciniales, Pucciniaceae. The record is from RefSeq and is a predicted model, not a curated record. Bases 147 to 3893 code for a protein of 1248 amino acids.
CGAGGGUGGUGAUCACCCACAAGUUGGCUGCCACCUGGAAAAUCGAAUACAGCAAGCAACUCCCGCCUGGUCAACAGGUUACUUUGCCCCUCAAGCAAUCGAUAGUGCUCGUAUCCGUCUAGCUCAAGUCAUCCCCCAAGCUGACGAUGUCCGCCCAAAUUAUGUCCUUGUUCAGCAGCCUGUCCAGCUCGAAUAUAGACGAGCGAGUCUCGGCUGCUACUUCGAUCGUUUACCACCUUACUCAAGUCGAAUCGGCCCCACAUGAUUUGGAUUCCCAACAGAAUGAUUGCUCCAAUUCGCAGGACUUGAACUAUACGCUCAAGCGGCUCGUGCGUGGACUAGCAAGCCCAACUCCCGGAGCUCGUCUUGGAUUCUCAAUUGCUUUAUGUGAAAUUAUCAACAGAUUUCCACAACUGUCCCCUCAAUCAAUAUUCGACUUAAUCUUAUCGGCCACCCCCUUGCAGAGCGGCAUGAAGGCCAGCGAAGAACGUGACUCCCAGUUUGGGAGAUUAUUUGGAAUAAAAUGCAUCACACAGUCGGGCGCACUUUUCCGGCCGCUUGAAACGUCUCAGGGGACUCCGGAAUCAACAAACGCCAAUGAGCAGAUGGCUCUCUUGAAACGGCUGCUCGAAGAACUUUGUGCUCUUGCUCGUCGAGCCCCAUGGCUCUCAGAAAGCGUCGGCUCGGUACUCGUCUCGGACAUUACUACCCAAAUUUUGGAACAUCCUGAGUCGGCUCUUUCUCAGUCUGGCGCCUUGAAUCAAAUUGCUGAAAUGCUACUCAUGAAUGCCGAGACAUUGACGUUGGAACAAUUAUCGUUGGCCAUAUUACUUCAGCAGCAUUCUAUUAAACUCAAUUGGGAAUCAAUAUUGUCGAAGACUUUUACAAAUAAGCAGAUUCUCAGCGAAGAUAACCAUGAAAAAUUGUGCAGUAUCUUGAUGAACGCUGAUGGCGUACCAUCAUCACAGCUGACCAAUGCAGGAGCAGGUGAAGCAGAUUCGAAAAUGUCAACGAUUCACACAGACCUACCCAUAUGCCCUCAUUUCGUUCACUCAAUCCUCAUCUCCGCCUCUCAGUCGACUAGCGAUUUCAACUUGUCAAAAUUCUAUAAUCACCUCUUUGAACGCUACUAUUUCGCCACCAAAUCCAGCCCUUCUCGUAGAUCACACGGAUUCCUUAUUCUCAACAACCUUCUCAAAUCAAAGUUCAUUUCGGACCAAGAGAAGCCGAAUUUUCUCACCUUGAAUUGUGUCCACACCCUACAGGUGCAGCUGGCCGCCACAGAUCGCUUGCUCCACAAGAUGGCGCAAUCUGUCGCAUCUAAUUUGAUCUCGCAAGUUGAUCAAAAGAACGCAAAACAAUCAGCUCUUGCAAAAGGCUUUGCAUCUCGCAUCAUAACCCUUUCUCCUAACUUCGAUCACAACAGUCAUCAAAAGUUGACCCGAUCUUUGGUUUCUCGGAUGCUCUCUCCAGAGCUGGAGCUGUGGACACAAGAGCUCAUCUCUUCGUUUCAGAAAGGCUCGCCCAUAUGGCCUUGCCCUCACGUGGAUUCUUCGAGUGAAGCACACCAAUCGCAACAUUCACCCGAAAACUUCCGUGAGAUGAUGCUCACCCAGCUUUGCAACGUCAUCAACAUGAACACUCCAGCCUGUACAAUUGAUUGUGCCUCCUCGAUUCUUCGUUGCCUUACCCUUUGUGCGUUUUUUGGAGAAAUUUCAUGCGACCAAAAUAAGCAGUCAUCAGCACGAAGUCUUGUGCCCGUCGUACCAUUCUCUCCCCAUCUACAAGAACUUUGCAAGGCUCGACUGUACACCUGCCUGUUGGACUUGGUCGAUCGCACCAGGGUUCACUUCUUUGACAAAAAAUCACAACCGAAAACGACGCAAACAAAUAACCCAUUGCAUGGCUUCAGGCCUUCUGAAGUGAUUCUCGAGAUUUUCAAUUCUCGUGUAAGUGCCAAGCCAGAGGAAGGACUCGAAACCUCGGAAUGUAUCAAAUCGAUACGCAAGAAUUUAACUAAGUUGCGAAGCCGAGCAGCGAACACAGAACCACCUAAACUUCAAAACAAAAAAGAUGCACUCGUACUCCUUUGCGAUAUUCUGUAUCUGAUGACUUAUGAUGAGCAAGAUGGGUGGACUGAAGCAUUAGCGCUAAUCGAGAAAUUGAAAAAAGAUGUCAAUACGCUCUUACCUUCCGGUGGUGAAUUUGAUGUGCUCCAUCAUUCGCAAAGCUUGGCGCCAGCAGUGGCGAAUCUUACAGAAUGUCUCUUGUUUUUACUCUCAUGGCCGAUUGCCCUUUUGAGGCUGAUUGUCGAAAUCAACUUUGAUGCGUUCUCCGAUUGCAUCGGUGCCCAGAGUCUUCAGCUACUCAUUGACCAAAUCAACCCACCAGAAAACCUGUCUGAAGCUGAAGAUCCCGAGGGCGACGACUCAGAUUCCCCGCAAGACAACGAAGACUCGGCGGCAGGUGGCUCCAGUGGUGAAGAAGAUUCCGACACGGAUGGGGAAACUUUUAGCGAUGAUGGAUCGGUUGAUGAGCAAUUCAGAAACGAUGUCGCCAUGGCUCUUGGUCAUGCAUUGAGUAAACCAGACGCCUCCGAUGAUGAUUCUGGCGACGAAUCCGACUUGAUGAACGACGAUGAGAUGCUUGCUUUAGACGCAAACUUGGCCGCCAUCUUCAAGCGACGUACCGGCAAAAAAUUAGCUCGAAUGCACAAUACUCAAGAUCUUCACCUCCGCAUGAAAAUUUUGGAGCUCAUUGGAAAAUUUGUCAAACUUCAUCCAGCACCAGCAACACGCGCUCGCUUGAUCAAGCCCCUGCUAGAGCUCAUUGGUAAAAUUAACUCCAGUGAGGUGAUGAUGAAAAAGAAAGUCGUAAAGAUUCUGGAAGAUACCACGCGACUGUCUUGUAGUCAAUCAGAGCGAAGUAUAGCGGGCCAGCCCCUAUCGGCUGCAGAAGCAUCCGAGAUCAUCACAGCAGUACAUCUGGUCGCGCGGACUACGCCUGCAGUGGACACCGCGGAAUCGUGUGCGAAAUGUAAUUUGUGGUUAAUCGAAAUGAUACAAUCUAGCACCGAGUCCUUCGUUGUUGAAUCUGAACGUCAAGAAGCGCUUAGCAUACUGGUUCAAACUCACCAAGAGGGGUUGAAAAACUUUUGCUCCAAAAGAUCGUCCAAACUUCGUCCGACCUUCUUUUCUGUGAUUUUCAAACGCUUCCCAGCCUUCAGUUGGCUAUUGAGGCAUGACGCCCUUGCUCUAUCUCUUGACUCGUCUACUGUGAACACUUACCGCCGCGAGCAAAUGUUGGAUCUAGUUUCCAUUCUCAUUAACAGAUAUCCCCCCAAGAAUCAACCUGCUCCGGAAUCAAUUCAAGAGCUUGACGCCUAUGCGUGUAAGCUCAAAGAGGCCCUUCUUUCACUUCAGGGCGUCAUUGCUACUGGCAACUCUGAAGAAGAAGUCUCAAAGGAGGGGAAGGCGGCACUCAAGAGUUUAUCGGAUUUAAUCAAAAUCAUGAACAGUGCACUCCGCAAGCGCCUAAAGAUCGACUCGAGUGAAACAAGCAGUUCAAAAAUAUGGCCUGCGAAAGACAUCAAAGCGUUGACUGAAUUUGCCACCAAAAUUCCUUCGACACCUCAAUCCACCAUGAUCACAAAGCUCAUGAAAGGACUCGUUCAGUUCCUUGAGAAGCCAACAACUCCAGAAGCAAAAAAACCACUCGACCAACCGAACGGGCUAAAGCGGAAAAAAGCGCCGUCCACCAACAUGGCAGAAGCGGAACCACUUGUCGGAGACACGCAAGCUACGGGGCCAUCAACACCCAUGGUAAAUGGAAAAGAAAUUAAAAAGAGUAAGAAGAAUAAGAAGAAUAAGACGAAAGAAGCAACGACCGAGUGACCCUAUUGUAAAAUUAAGUCGACCCCUUCCUUCAUUUUUUUUUUGGAUGCAGCAUACUAGUUUAUGCUCAGCACAUUGAACAAGAUGGAUGAAUGAGCUGGAUACAUAUAUAUGCACUUUGGAUUUGAUGCUUUCUAUCCUACAUUGUUUCUGUCGAUUGUUAAUUCCUUCUUCAUUCUCUCAAUCACUUUCUUCCUCUUUCACCCACCAAGGAAAUAAACAUGUUUUAUCUAUGUGAGUUAUAUGUACACUGGCUCUUCACUCGGACCAGUUUAGUAAGGGAUCUAAUAUCACAUCGAAAGCUACAUCAAGGCCUAGAGAGUUGAAC